AUGGACCCAAUUACACUCCUUAAACACCGUUACGUCCAUAAGUACAUGAAAGAUUUGAUCGAACAGGAUUUCGGUAUUUGGCGUCGAUUGAUUUUAAAAACUUCGGAAAUAACACCCUGGAAGGAACAACUGAUAAAUCUUCGCUAUCCUUACAUAAAAAGAGAAAAUUACAAUCGUUUGACUAGCGAAGAAUAUCGAGAGUUAUUUUUCGAAUUUAUAAAAUUGUCCCGGGCUAAAAAUAUCUUUUGUGUAAAUAAAUUAUCGGUAACUCAUCCACCAAUUCAAAAUGAUCACGAUAUACACUUUGACACAUGUGGAAAUUAUUUCGGGUGUUUUAGUAGAGGAAGUAAUUAUUUAGCUCUCUUUCGUUUGGAUACCGGGGAAAUGUUAAUAGACCCCGUUAAUAUUUUCGAAUACGCGAACGCUUCAAUUGAAAAUCCUCAUAGAAGGUUGCGUGUGCAACAAUUCAUGAUGUGGUGUCCAGAUGAAAAUAGAUUAUUUUGCAUAUUCGUACAUGAAAGAGAGGGCUUAGUGAUAAUAGACGUUAAACAACGACUUCGUAUAAGGACGCCGACCCUUAUUUCUGAAAUGCCAAUUAUGCGUCGGGAUGGAAAUUAUACUUCCUUUAAACUCGUGAAUAAUUCGAGCGGUGAUGAUAUCUACGCACAAAUGCAUAUUCAAGAUUCAUUUCACAUAGUGAGGUUAAGAUGGGCGACAGAAUCUCAAAAUUUAGUCGCCGAACAUGUUUUUUUAAUCGAACCUCCCUUCCUCUAUUUAGGCAUAACACCCAUAAUUAAUGUCAAUAAUUCAACGGUGAGUGUUUAG
Messenger RNA from Cotesia glomerata, 825 nucleotides. RefSeq lists its product as uncharacterized. The record is from RefSeq and is a predicted model, not a curated record. The transcript is spliced from 4 exons. The coding region runs from base 1 to 825 and encodes 274 amino acids. Lineage: Eukaryota; Metazoa; Arthropoda; Insecta; Hymenoptera; Braconidae.